AUGGAUGAGCAUUCAUCAUCUGCAUGUGAUCAUGAUCACCAAGAUUAUGCACAUGCACCACCAUCCGUGAUGAAGAUCUUCGGGUUCUCGCUGCGAAAUGACCAAAAUGCCCCCGCGCCGCCGCUAGACCUCGAGAGCAAGAGGUUUGAGUGCCAGCAUUGCCACAGGAAAUUCGCCAACUCGCAGGCAUUGGGUGGCCACCAGAACGCGCACAAGAAGGAGAGGCAAAGGGCGAAGCGGGCCCACUUCUUUGCGGACCACCGGCGCAUGGGGGCGGCCGCGGUGCACCUGAUCGGGCCCCACGGAGCCCGGUCUGGCGGCGGGGGUGGGAGGCUGCUGCUCCCAUCACAUGAUGGGCAUCAGCCACAGAUUGUACCUCGUGUUUUGUCCGGGGUACCCCUGAGGUACCACGCGGCCCAACCGCAUCCCAGCCGGGGUGAGGUGGGGCCACAGAGACAGGGGCUGACGACAGAUGGCAGCGAGGGAUUGGAUGUUGAUCUGCAUCUGUGA
Salvia splendens (bonfire salvia) is the source of this 510-nucleotide messenger RNA. Its product is annotated as zinc finger protein 6. Lineage: Eukaryota; Viridiplantae; Streptophyta; Magnoliopsida; Lamiales; Lamiaceae. The record is from RefSeq and is a predicted model, not a curated record. The transcript has a single exon. Gene Ontology annotation, molecular function: DNA-binding transcription factor activity; transcription cis-regulatory region binding. Gene Ontology annotation, cellular component: nucleus. The coding region runs from base 1 to 510 and encodes 169 amino acids. Gene Ontology annotation, biological process: trichome differentiation; trichome morphogenesis; gibberellic acid mediated signaling pathway.